Molecule: messenger RNA, 1103 nt
Organism: Haliotis rubra (blacklip abalone)
Lineage: Eukaryota; Metazoa; Mollusca; Gastropoda; Lepetellida; Haliotidae
Product: maleylacetoacetate isomerase-like
Exons: 8
Coding region: 42-692 (216 amino acids)
Biological process (GO): L-phenylalanine catabolic process; glutathione metabolic process
Cellular component (GO): cytoplasm; mitochondrion
Molecular function (GO): glutathione transferase activity; maleylacetoacetate isomerase activity
Source: RefSeq, a predicted model, not a curated record
UUAUAGAUUGGGCAUGCAACCGAGCUCCGUCUAAAAGCAACAUGGCAGCCAAGCCAGUCCUGUACACAUAUUGGAGGAGUAGUUGUGCUUGGAGAGUCAGAAUAGCUUUGGCCUUGAAAGGCAUUGACUAUGAGAGUAAUAUUGUGCAUCUGGUCAAGGAUGGAGGCCAACAGCAUACAGAGGGUUACAAGAAGUUGAAUCCUAUGGAACAGCUCCCCUGUCUACUUAUUGACGGACAAACUCUCUUCCAGUCAUUACCUAUCAUUGAAUACCUGAAUGAGACCAGACCCGAUGUGAAACUGCUACCUGAUGACCCUGUCUUGAGACACAAGGCAAGAGCGCUUGCGGAAAUAGUGAAUUGUGGGAUACAGCCACUGCAGAAUCUUGAAGUGCUGCAGGCAAUCGGCGAUGACAAGAAGAUGGAAUGGUCAAAAAGGUGGAUUGAGAAAGGCUUUGACGCUUUCGAGCAGGUUGUCACGGAAACAGCAGGAAAGUACAGUGUGGGGGACCAGGUCACUCUACCUGACCUGUGUUUGGUACCACAGGUGUAUAACGCUAACAGGUUCAAGGCUGAUAUGAGUCGUUAUCCAACCAUCUCAAGGAUUCAUGCAGAACUGAUGCAGCUGCCUGCCUUCAAGGUUGCUGAUGCUCACAACCAGCCUGACACACCGGAGGCAGAGAGGAAACAAUGAGGUCGAUCUGACAUUGUACUAUAUAGCAGCCUGUGAACAGCAUCAUGGAGUCAAAUCUCUGAAAGCCUUUUGACCUUUUUAGAUAUAAGAAAGUGUGUCUAAAUACUCUUCCUUGUUUUUCAGUUGCAAAAUUUCGGAAAAUGGUGUUCAUUAUGGUAUAAUGAAUAUCAUAUUCAUUACAUAUUCCCUUGUUCUCAUAUUCAACAGAAAAGUGCUUCAGUGCCUGGUGCUCAUGUGGCUGGUUUUCAUACAGACCUGUAAAGGAUUGGGAAUUUCAGAUCUUUUCACAGUGAUGUAAUGUUUUGCCUUUUUGAGUACACAUUGCAAAAUAGUGCUUGGGUAGUAACUAGUGUUGGGAAUUGGAUAAAAUCUCAUAAUAGAUGAUUGGUUCAUUACAACCGAUCAAUCAUC